AGCAGAGGUUUGGAAUGUUGCUUGCAGCCAGAGUAUUUUCUUCUAGUUUUCGCCUUUUACUGAUUCCAAAUAUUGAGGUUUGAUUCAAUGGGAUUGCGAAGUAAUGAAGUUGAGAAUGUCAUGGAAGAUGAUAGCGAUGUUAUGGAUGAUGUUAGUGAGGAAGAGUUUGAAUCUGAGUCGGACUCAGAAGAGGAAGAUGUGAAGUUGGCCGAGCCUUCGAAGAACUCUAUAUACAAUAGAGAUGGGCUUAUUGAGAAGCUGGAAGAUAUCAGCUGGCCGGAAAAUGUUGAAUGGAUGCACAAGCUUUCUCUUGAUAUUGAUCAAGAAAAAGAGGUGGAUGUGAACGAUGACCUGGCUAGAGAGCUUGCUUUCUACACGCAGGCAUUGGAGGGGACAAGGUUGGCAUUUGAGAAGUUUGAGUCGAUGAAGCUACCUUUCCUUAGGCCUCCGGAUUAUUAUGCGGAGAUGGUUAAGACAGAUGCCCAUAUGCAGAAGGUGAAAGGCAGGCUUUUGUCACAGAAGAGACAGAUUGAAGAGGCUGAGGAGAGGAGAAAGGCCAGAGAAGCCAAGAAAAUUGCUAAGGAGGUUCAAGCUGAGAAGAUGAAAGAAAGAGCCAAGCAGAAAAAACAUGAGAUCGAGGCUGUUAAGAAGUGGAGGAAGCAAAGGCAGCAGAGCGGCUUCCCUGCCGGUGGUAAAGACAGUGAGCUAGACUUGGGUUUUGAAGAUGGUAAAGCAUUCGAGAGAUCCAGCAAGAAAAGGCCAGGGGUGUCACCUGGGGAUCGAUCCGGAGGGAAGGCAAAGCAGCAUGGUGGUGGAAAAGGUAAGAAUAUGAAAAACAGGGAGAUCAGGAAUUCUAAGUUUGGAUUUGGAGGAAGGAAAGGCUUGAAGAAACAGAACACUGCUGAAACCACUAAUGAUUCUAGGGGCUUCAACAAAGGCAAUGCUGCUGGUAAUAAGAAAAGGAAAAGGUGAUUAAACUAUGACCCCUUAUUUUCUUACUUUGUUGGGGCAUUUUUGCUUUUAAUCAAACUCUUUGUUAACUUCAAAUAGUUGUUGCUGCUGCUUCAUCUUUAAGUAUCCUUUUGAUAUUAUGAUUAUGAAGUUUUCUGGUUCAAUUUAAGAACAUACGCUCAUUUCCAUUCA
Molecule: messenger RNA, 1143 nt
Organism: Gossypium raimondii (Peruvian cotton)
Lineage: Eukaryota; Viridiplantae; Streptophyta; Magnoliopsida; Malvales; Malvaceae
Product: probable rRNA-processing protein EBP2 homolog
Exons: 2
Coding region: 88-972 (294 amino acids)
Biological process (GO): rRNA processing; ribosomal large subunit biogenesis
Cellular component (GO): nucleolus; nuclear periphery; preribosome, large subunit precursor
Source: RefSeq, a predicted model, not a curated record